Cherax quadricarinatus is the source of this 833-nucleotide messenger RNA. NCBI's taxonomy places the organism in Eukaryota, Metazoa, Arthropoda, Malacostraca, Decapoda, Parastacidae. The record is from RefSeq and is a predicted model, not a curated record.
CUCAAGGGCACUAAAGGUUAGAUGAAAUUCAGUGGCCGUACAGGAGAGACGUGUUGCUCCUCCUGCCGCCCCGCCGGCUUUAUGGCUUCCUCAUUCUUUUAAUGCACCUAAAUAACGUGUGGUAACUGAGGAGUGCUGUGCCUGGCUGUUUCUGCUGCAACAUUGAUCAACACCGCAACCUUGAUCAGUCUGAGGGGUGGAGACAACCACACUAGUAAAUGGUGUUAUAUGGAGAUGUAGCAGUUGGAGACGUCGUUAGAGGUGGGCAGGGCCCACUUGUAAGGAUCGCCAUGCUGGAGGAAGCAGCGCUGGUGCUGCUGGUGCUAGUAGUGACCAUCCGGGUGGUGUAUAGAUGGCGAUCUGGUCGAUGCAGCUCCUCAGCCACCCUCGACGGCAAGACAGUCAUCAUCACCGGAGCUUCUGCAGGAAUCGGUAAAGAGACGGCCAUGGACCUGGCUGGCCGAGGAGCAAGAGUCAUCAUGGCCUGCAGGAACAUGGAGAAGGCUAACAAAGUGGCAACUGAGAUCCGUGUGGCGACCAACUACCGUGGGGAGGUGGAAGUACGACGCCUGGAUACCUCAGACCUCGCCUCAGUCAGAGCCUUCGCCAAGAAGAUCCUUGAGAACGAGAAGUCUCUCCAUAUCUUAGUUGAGGAGUCAGCUGUGAGGUUUCCAUCUCUCAACUACUAGGGAGAAAUUCUGCUUCAGCGAAACACGAGAUCAGCAUCUGGAGUCAUCCGUGACAAACAUCAUCGAUUUUAUGAGCCAGUCGUAAGAUCUUGGUGAAUUGUUCGUGAUAUCUUUUUUUGGCAUUUUUUUACGAGAUCUUUAAUG